GCGCAGCAUUUCCGAGUCGACGCCCGCCACCGUGGGAGCAAGCACAGGAGGCCGGCGAGACGCCCAGCUCCACAACGACUCCCUCCGUCCCCAAACCAGCCACCUCGGUCUUUGACGUCUUCCGGCGAGCUGGCCGUGACCCGAUGAAGACCGUUGUGCUCUCCGAGAACCCGGCCAAGCCGCUGAGCGGGAAGCGCGAGAACCACCUCCGCGCGCUCAAGGAGACGCUGCGCAGCCGCGCAGUCCGCCUCUUUGACGAGUCGCGCGAGCGCAAGACGUCGUCGGCGUCGUCGAGCUCGAGCUUCUCGCUCGUGUCGUCGCCCGCGGGCAACGUCGCCCUCGCCGUCAAGGUCUUCUCGCCGCGCGCCAAGCACAAGUCGUUUGACGCGGACGACGACAGCGAGUGCGACAACGACGUAGUCCGCGAGCCCCAUGCGGUGGUGCGCCUGCGGGACGUGUACAUGGACCCGCGCCGCCUCAUCUCGGGUCGCCACGGCAGCGCGAUCGUCCGCGCCGUGAUCCGCGCCAACAUGAUCGACUGUCUCUCGUGCAAGUGGGCGCCAACGUACUUCAGCUACGUCGCGUACGGCGUGCAGCGCAAGCAGCUCACAGCGCUCGAGGCCCACUCGUUGCGGUGGCUCAUUUGUCAAUACAUUAUUCGCGAAGCCAAGCAGCGCUCGGACGCCCAAGCCGUGCUACGCGACCAGCUCGGGCGCAAGCUAACCGAGUUUCGCAUCGCGGUGCAGUGCGUCUCGGGCUUGAACGUCGUCAAGUAUGGCCGGAAGGGCGCGCCGCACGCGACGCAGCUCAUCGUCGAGAACGCCGACACGAUCCGGUGGACGCCCAAGCUCGGCAUGCAGCUCCAAAACGUGCUGCACCCGCUCACGAAGAAGGAGAAGAGCAUUUCACUCUCGACGGUCAUCGCCGUGCAAACCGGGUUUGCGUCCGACGUGUUUCGUAAGGCCGCUGCCAAGGCCGACAAGAAAACGACGCCGCUGGACCCGCGCUGCUGCCUCUCACUCAUUACGCCGACGCGGUCGCUGGACCUGGUGGUGCGCAAUCCGCUCGAGUGCGACUGGCUGCGGCGAAGCUUUGAUUUGAUGGUCGCCCAAGCGUACGAGAAUGAGAAGAAGGCGUCGGCGCACGUCGAGACGCUCAUUAUGCGAAAGCUCGGAUCCUUGGUCGUCUCCAAGUAUGGUCGCAAGGGCAAGCCGCACAAGACCCAGCUGAGCCUCGACAAGUACGGCGAGGUGACGUGGAAGGGCAAGAGCGGCGGGUCGAUCCUCCUCCAAGAGGUCAAGGAGCUCCGGCUCGGGCACGGCACGCCCGUCUUUCAGCGGUUGGCACAAAAGUCCAACCCCAAGCACUGCGUCUCGCUGAUUACGGCGGCGCGAACGCUCGACCUUGAAAUGAGUUCGGAGAGCGAGCGCGACUACGUGGUCCUCGCCUUCCGCUAUUUAUUGAACAAGAUGAAGGACCGCGCGCGCGAGGCGAAGCGCAUGAAGGCCGAGCGUGGCGUGCGCAUGCUCCAAGAGGCGUACCAGUACCACGCCCGGCGCAUGGGGCAGCUCUCGCAGGCCGUGCCGCCAAACUACGACCUCGAGCGGUACCCCGGGGCGUCGCCCGACACGAGUCCGAUGAUGGCCCUCGAGCGCUACUCGGACCCGACCUACGACCGGUACCCCGGACCCAACCGCGCGUCCGACCGGUACACGGGGCAUUCCGGGUAUGCGCUCGAGCGACCUCCGCAAGCGCGGCUGCCACGCGCCACGAAUGGCUUUCCCGCGACCGCCAUCUCCAAGCCGGUGCACUUGUAA
This is a messenger RNA of Saprolegnia parasitica CBS 223.65, 1817 nucleotides long. RefSeq lists its product as hypothetical. NCBI's taxonomy places the organism in Eukaryota, Oomycota, Saprolegniomycetes, Saprolegniales, Saprolegniaceae. The transcript has 7 exons. The record is from RefSeq and is a predicted model, not a curated record. Bases 144 to 1817 code for a protein of 557 amino acids.